AUGAUGCAGUGCACAUUCUGCUGGGGCAGCAUCACAGGGAAGUUCUAUGUUGUUGGAUCUACAAACAGUUACAUGAAUGGAGGAGAAUCUAUAGCUCUGCAGUUAAUUUCCUGGCUCCUUCACCUUUUGUUUUUGUCUUCUUUCUUCUCCUCAGCUGAUGUCACUUUUGACCCUGAGACUGCUAAUCCAUGGCUCAUUGUGUCUGAAGACGGAAAAGAAGUGAGAAACACAGACAGACGACAGAGAGUGACGGACAGUCCAAAGAGGUUUGACCGCUACCCUGUUGUCUUGGCCAGAGAAGGAUUCACCUCAGGAACACACUACUGGGAGGUGGAAGUCGGGGAGAAGACAGCAUGGGAUUUAGGAGUUGCUAGAGAGUCUAUCAACAGAAAUGGUCUGUUUACAAUGAACCAAAAUGAUGGAUACUGGCGUGUGCUGCUGAGGAAUGGGAACAAAUAUACAGAUGCCAAUGGCUGUCCUCUCCCGCUCUCCUUGACUGUGAAGCCCUGGACAGUGGGGGUCUUUUUGGACUAUGAUGAAGGUCAGGUCUCCUUUUACAAUGCCCAGUCUCACUCUCACCUGUACACCUUCACAGACUUCUUCACUGAACCGCUCUAUCCAUACUUCAGUCCUCAACUUAAUGACAGUGGUAAAAACGCAGCCCCUCUGGUUAUCCGCCCGCUGCGCACACACUGACCACUCUGUAUUAAUGUCGCCUGUCUAUCUCUGUGUCUGGUCAGAGCAGCACAAAGCCGAUGGAGACUUUCUUUAACAUUGAGACCACCAAACUCAAAGCCCCCCUGAGUUGUCCUGCUGUUUGCUACUCAUCUGAUUUUCAUUUUUAGAAUUUGUUUGUUUAAUGGAGAUAUCAGGACUGCC
Erpetoichthys calabaricus (reedfish) is the source of this 879-nucleotide messenger RNA. Its product is annotated as E3 ubiquitin-protein ligase TRIM39-like. The transcript has 3 exons. Lineage: Eukaryota; Metazoa; Chordata; Cladistia; Polypteriformes; Polypteridae. Bases 1 to 696 code for a protein of 231 amino acids. Gene Ontology annotation, molecular function: protein binding. The record is from RefSeq and is a predicted model, not a curated record.